CGCGCGAGCAGCACCACAAACCCACCUCUCUUCAUUUCUUUAUCAGCGCUCCAGCAUCAUGCUUUCUCACUCGGACUUCACACAAACGGAUUAACUCUCAUUAAGAGCUUUGGCUAGAGCAUUUCUGGCUGGAUUUAAAUGAAAAUCACCUUUGGAUUACUUUGUACAAGCGGAUUUUUUUUUGGCGUCAGUCUCUGAUAAAGAAGAGGGACGGAAAGACGGAAUAAGUGCCAUGGCUUUUGGCUUUUAAUUAUAACUGUGUCAAGAAGCAGUGGGGUCAGCGAGCACCUGCAUCAGUGUCUUCUGGAUCUUAUUGUACAGCAUGAAGCGAACCUUCCCUUCCCUCCCGCUUUGUCUCCUCACAUUCCUGCUCCUGUCUCAGCAGUGCACAGGAAUCAGAUGGCUGGCGCUAUCACAGACCGCACAACACAUCAACAAGACCCAGCACUGCAAGACGUUGCCAGGCCUCGUCUCCUCUCAGGCUCAGCUCUGUAGGAGUAACCUGGAACUCAUGCAAACCAUCAUCCAAGCAGCACGGGAGGUUAAAAAGGUCUGCCAAAAGACCUUCACAGACAUGCGCUGGAACUGUUCCUCUAUUGAUGGACCGAAAUUCCUCCCAGACCUGGAACGAGGAACAAGGGAGUCUGCAUUUGUGUAUGCGCUCUCCGCAGCUGCUAUAAGUCACACUAUAGCACGCGCCUGCACCUCUGGAGACCUGAGGCUGUGCUCGUGUGGGCCGAUCCCAGGUGAAAUCCCCGAGCCGGGCUACAGGUGGGGCGGCUGUGCUGAUAACAUACAUUAUGGUCUCCUCAUGGGCUCCAAGUUUUCUGAUGCCCCAAUGAAGAUGAAGAAGAAGUCUGGCUCUCACGCCAACAAGCUCAUGCAUCUUCACAACAGCGAAGUGGGCAGACAGGCUUUGCGAGAUGCUUUGGUCAUGAAGUGCAAAUGCCACGGUGUUUCUGGUUCCUGCUCCAUACGGACCUGCUGGAGGGGCUUACUGGACCUAAAGGACAUCGCCAUAGAUCUAAAGACCAAAUACUUGUCCGCAACUAAAGUGGUCCAUCGGCCAAUGGGAACACGCAAGCAGCUCGUCCCGAAAGACAUCGACAUCCGGCCCGUGAGAGAGAAUGAGCUGGUGUAUCUGCAGAGCUCACCAGAUUACUGCAUGAAGAACGACAAGUUGGGCUCUUUCGGGACUCAGGACAGGCAGUGCAAUAAGACAUCCAGCGGCAGCGACAGCUGUGAUCUGAUGUGUUGCGGCCGAGGCUACAACCCUUACACGGAGCGAGUGGUGGAGCGAUGCCACUGCAAAUACCACUGGUGCUGCUACGUCACCUGCAAGAAGUGCGAUAAGACUGUGGAGAAAUACGUCUGCAAAUGAGCUACUGGACAUAUCAAGACAUUUCCUUUCUGUUAUAUUCAGCCUGGGUGUGGAGCGUAAAUUACUCGGACACAGAUUUACCAAAGCAUGGCUUACUUCUGUCUUAUGCGUAUCUGCUUUCGAGAAGAGGUUUAUUUUUGGGCUUUAUGAAGCUGGACGUUAUUUUUGUACUUUUGUUUUUUUUUUCUACUGCACAACAAUUGAACAUCCAAUUUACCGUCCUCAAGAGGGUUUCUAUUUUUAUGCCUCGUUUUUAAAGAAAUAUAAAAUCAUAUGCGCCUUAAUUCAGAUCUUACGAUUCUAUUUUCUUACACAAUACACAGAAAGGUACAUUUGAUCUGUUUUGAUGCUUGACGUUCAUUUUUAGAAGCCAAAUGUUUGAUGUUCUGGAGGAUUCCACAUUCCAAGUUCUAAGGGAUUCAAAACUCAAGAUGGUACUUUACGCUCACUGACAAAGGGAACUUGAAACUUGCGGCUCUUGGAUGAGGAAUUUGGUUCUUGAGGGAGAAACCUGUAUUUAUUCCACAUAUAUGAGCAAGGACAUUGGACUGUACGUGUAGUGCCUUGUUAUAUUUUUAUCCAGCAUAAAAAGAAACGGCAAAACCUCUCUGAGCAUGUGAGCAGAGUACGUGGCUCACGCUUUGCGGCCUUCGUGAACCACUUUUCUGUGGAUGUACAUACUGUCUUUUUUUGUAAGCUGAAUUAAAAGAAGAAAUAUUUAUAAACUAAUUAAAAAAUCUUUACCAUUUAAA
Messenger RNA from Danio rerio (zebrafish), 2133 nucleotides. RefSeq names its product wingless-type MMTV integration site family, member 11 (gene wnt11). NCBI's taxonomy places the organism in Eukaryota, Metazoa, Chordata, Actinopteri, Cypriniformes, Danionidae. Gene Ontology annotation, molecular function: signaling receptor binding. The record is from RefSeq and is marked provisional. Gene Ontology annotation, cellular component: extracellular region. Gene Ontology annotation, biological process: animal organ development; Wnt signaling pathway.